Messenger RNA from Colletotrichum navitas, 8013 nucleotides. RefSeq names its product beta-ketoacyl synthase domain-containing protein. Gene Ontology annotation, biological process: secondary metabolite biosynthetic process; fatty acid biosynthetic process. Gene Ontology annotation, molecular function: 3-oxoacyl-[acyl-carrier-protein] synthase activity; oxidoreductase activity; phosphopantetheine binding. The record is from RefSeq and is a predicted model, not a curated record. Lineage: Eukaryota; Fungi; Ascomycota; Sordariomycetes; Glomerellales; Glomerellaceae. The transcript has 3 exons. The coding region runs from base 187 to 7839 and encodes 2550 amino acids.
UCACCAAGCAAACCAUGGACUGAAAGGGCCUCAACAGGAUGCCGGUGGCCGGGUGGCGUUCAUGACAGCUCUCAGUUUUGGGAGUUCUUGUGCAAUAAGACGAAUGGCUGGAAGGAAUUCGACGAACCGCGCUUCUCAACACGCGGUUUCCACCACCCAAACCCCGAUAGACCAGGAUCCGUGUCCAUGAAAGGCGCCUUUCUCGCCAAGGAGGAUGCCCGGCUGUUUGACCACGCUUUUUUCGGCAUGACGGGCCUCGAAGUAGAGACGAUGGAUCCGUCCCAGCGUAAGUUGCUCGAGGUGUCGUACGAAGCCAUAGAGAACGCCGGAGAGACAUGGGACAGCGUCUCCGGGUCUCGCACCGGAGUCUUUGUAGGCAAUUUUUGCUUGGACCACUGGAUGAUCCAGUCGCGCGACUGGGACAACCCGAGGCCGUACGCCUUUACCGGGGCCGGCACCAGCAUCCUCGCCAACCGCAUCAGCUACAUCUUCAACCUUCAGGGGCCAAGCCUGACUGUUGACACGGCCUGUUCGUCGUCCAUGUAUGCUCUCCACCUGGCGGUCAACUCGAUCCGGGCCGGGGAUUGCGAUGCCGCAAUCGUGGCAUCCGCCAACUGGAUUGCGGAUCCCGGAGUCCAGAUCGCCCUCGACAAACUCGGCGCCCUUUCUGCGUCGUCGCGGUGCCACACCUUUGAUGCCAGAGCCGAGGGCUACGCCCGGGGAGAAGGGUACGGGGCCAUCUACCUGAAGAGGCCAUCGCUGGCCGUCGCCGACAACUCGCCCAUCCGCGCAAUGAUCCGGGGGACCGCCAUCAACUCCAACGGCCGAACCGGCGGUAUCACGCGGCCGAGCGCUCGGGGCCAGGAGAUGGUCAUCCGGGAGGCCUACCGCAGCGCCGGCCAUCUCCCCUUCCGCGACACCAGCUAUUUCGAAUGCCACGGAACGGGCACCUACGUCGGUGAUCCCAUCGAAGUGGCUGCCUUGGGGAGGGUGUUCGCCCCGGAGAGGUCGGCCGACGACCCCUUGCUCGUCGGCUCUGUCAAGAGCAACGUCGGACACGGAGAAGGCGCCAGCGCUCUGGCGUCCAUCAUGAAAGUGGUACUCUCUCUCGAGAAUGGGGCCAUUGCUCCCUUGUUCGACCUCCAGACUCGAAACCCCAACAUUGACUUUGAGGGUGCCAACGUCCUGCCAGUAACAGAGGUCACCCCGUGGCCCAAGGAUCGGCCCCAAAGAGCAAGCAUCAAUUCGUUUGGUUACGGUGGCGCCAACGCUCACUGCAUCAUCGACCAUGUCAACAUCGUACUGCCCGAUUAUGUAGCCCCUGGAGUUUACCAGCGCAAGACCAACGGCUACAUCAACGGCCACCCCGACGGAGCCCAACAAGGAGAGCCAAGGGAACCUCUUUCAGUCGUCCACAAGCCAUUGUCGGCUGCCUCGCUCAACGCAGCUACACGCCAGCUCGUACUCUUGCCGCUUUCGGCCCACACGGAACGUUCUUUCGAGUCGAACCUCGCCGCCUUGUCGCGGGUCAUCGACAAGGUUCCUUUGGCAAACAUCGCCUACACCCUCAGUUCCAGGCGCUCGCGGUUCGCCCAACGGUCGUUCUGCAUCGUGGACAGGAACAAGGUCGCUCAGGGGCUCGCAACGCCUCACAAGAUUACGCGGGCACCUUUGCAAACCGCCAACCUGGGCUUCAUCUUCACCGGCCAGGGAGCGCAGUGGCAUGGCAUGGGCCGUGAGCUGUUCGAGUACCGCGUCUUCCGAACAGCCAUCGAGAGCCUCGACCACGUCCUCGGCUCACUCGCGAAUCCUCCUUCGUGGUCCCUGCUCGGCAUCCUCUCCGGGGACUGCCAAGACGCUGCGCUGAUUCAAACCGCCGAGAUAUCCCAGACUGUGUGCACCGCUGUGCAGAUCGGUCUCGUCGACCUCCUUGCCUCGUGGUCCAUCAGACCUUCUGGUGUCACCGGGCAUUCGUCUGGUGAGAUAGCAGCGGCAUACGCUGCUGGCCGCAUCACGGCGGCCGAGGCCAUCGUGGCCGCAUACCUCCGUGGCCAGGCGGUCGCAAGGAACAGCCAAAAGGGCGCAAUGCUGGCUGUGGGCCUCGGGCUCGAGCAGGUGGCACGGUACCUCGACGGCAGAGAAGAUGAAGUCAAGGUGGCAGCCAUCAACUCCCCAGGCAGCGUCACUCUAUCCGGCGAACCGGCCGUGAUCAAAGACAUCUCUGCAGCCAUGACGGCGGACGGCGUCUUCAAUCGUCAAUUACAGACCGGCGGCAACGCCUAUCACUCGCACCACAUGCUACCAAUCGGACGGGAGUACUCGGAGAUGCUCGCCAAGGGGCUUGAAAGCGCUCGAGACCUUGGGCCGGAGUCCGCAAGGAGGCGGUACGACCCUACCUUGUGGAUAUCGUCAGUGACACCUGCCAAGAGCACCGCCGAGUUUGGCGAUGCGGCAUCGUACUGGAGAGCCAACCUGGAGUCCCCAGUCCUCUUCUCGGAGGCUGUUACGAGGCUCGUGAGCAGAGAAGACGUCCCCAUCAACGUGCUCGUGGAGAUUGGUCCUCACCCGGCGCUGAAGAGCCCCUUGGAGCAGAACGUGAAGGGUGCCGGGAAGACCGUCGCGUAUACGUCGACGCUGAAGCGACAGGAAGACGGCCGCCGCUCGUUACUGCAGUGUGCCGGGACCUUGUUCGGUCUGAACGCAAGCGUCGACCUCGCUGCCGUCAACGCCGUCGACAGCACAGACGGGACAGGGUUGGAACACGGCCAUGUCAGCUCUGACCUUCCGCCAUACCAGUACACCUAUGGGGGUUUGAACUAUCACGAGAGCCGGGCUAGCAAGGAGUACCGCUCUCGGUCCAUCCUCAGGCACGAUCUCCUCGGUUCCAAGGUUGCCGGUAACGCCAAGCUGCGGCCUCAAUGGCGGAACAUAAUCCGCCUGAAAGACGUCCCGUGGCUGGGCGAUCAUCGCCUCGUGCCAGAUGCCGUGCUGCCGGCGGCGGCAUAUGUGGCCAUGGCAGUGGAAGCUGCUUUACGCGCUCAUGCCGAGUCUCAAACGUCGGACGUCAAGGGCUUCUCACUUCGCAACAUGGAUAUCAAGAAGAGCCUGGUCAUCCCGGAAGACGACUAUGGCGUCGAGGUUUUGACGAGCAUGGAGCUUGUUGACCAGGCCACGUCCCAGUCACCGGCAUGGGCGACCUUUUCCAUCAGCUCCGUGAAGCGCGAUACGGACGAAUGGACGGAGCAUAGCACCGGCCGCAUUAAAAUCCACGUUGGAGCUGAUGAGCACGCCCUAGACAAGCAUCAGGUCCAUCAUGCCUCGCGGGCCGUGGACGCUCAACUCUGGUACAAGAAGUUCCUCGACAUCGGUCUCGGCUACGGCCCGGUCUUUCAACCGCUGUCCGACAUCCGCGUCGACCCAGUCACUGGUGCCACCGUGGCAACCGUCGACCUCAAGCCUUCUACUUUGGCGGGAGGCGAAUCACGAUACCCGGUCCACCCCGCCUCCCUCGACGGUGCCAUACAGCUGGGGCUGAUUGCCUGCCACAAAGGCCGGGCCGAUGAGGCCAGCACGGCCUUCCUGCCCGUCCAGAUCCCCCGGCUCUACAUCUCGAACAAGAUUGCGCAAGACGUGUGCACCGUCACCGCUCGCGGGACGAGGCGGGGCAUCCGCAGCGCCCACCUCGACUUGCAGAUGCUGGGCCCCGACGGCGAGGUCCUUCUCAGCACGGAGAACCUCCGUUGCGUCAGCUACUCCAGCGAGGCGAGGACUGCGGACGACGACAUGACCUUCAGCAGCCCGUUCACGCGGCUCGUCUGGAAGCCCGACAUCCGCAUGCUUACGAACCGACAGGCCCGCCAGUUAUAUCCGCCGCCCAAGCAAAACGUGGAAAGGGCGCCUUUGUGGGGCAUCACGAACAAGGUGGUUCACUUGAUCAUCUUCAGCAUAUACGAAAGCUUCGGAAGACUGGCAGACGGGCCCAAGCCUUCCGGCGAGGUCGGCCACUUCUUUGACUGGAUCAAGAGAAAGGCCCAAAACGACGGCUCUGACGCGAUGAGGGAGGCCAGAAAGUUGGCCGCCGACGGCAACCUCUUAGACAAGAUUGAAGAGCUGGUCGGCCAGGCCGGCGACGUCGUGGAGGUCAAGACGGCGAAGCUCCUCCACGACCACGCGGGCGACAUCCUGUUCGAGCGCAGGACCGGCAUGGACGUUAUCAUAGGCGCGGGCCUCCUCACGCCCCUUUACCAGAACGGCCUGCUGAUGACGGGCAUCUACCCCCAGCUGUCGCACGUCCUGGAGGGCCUCGCCCACGCGAACCCGAACUCGCGCGUCUUGGAGAUCGGGGGCGGCACCGGCGGCGCGACGCGCAUCGCCAUGAAGGCCUUCACCGGCCCCAACGGCGUCAAGGCCUACAGAGACUACACGUUCACCGACAUCUCUGCCGGGUUCCUCUCGGCGGCGCGGGAGUCCAUGGCCGAGUUUCACGACAUGCGCUUCUCGGUGCUGGACGUCGAGACGGACCCCCUGGAGCAAGGGUACGACGAGCAGGCCUACGACCUCAUCAUCGCGUGCCAGGUCCUCCAUGCCACAUCCAGCAUGCACAGGACCCUGUCGCACUGCCGCAGCCUUCUCAAGCCGGGCGGCAAGCUCGUACUGGUGGAGACGAACCAGAACUUCAUCGUGCCCGGCAUCGUCGUGGGCACUUUCACGGGCUAUUGGGCCGGGAUCCCCGACGGCCGCGUCGAUGCUCCGUUCCAAAGCCUGCCCGCCUGGGAGUCUUCGUUGCGAGACGCGGGCUUCUCGGGGCUCGACCUGGUGCUGGACGACUUCCCGGAGCCGCACAACACCACUUCGGUCAUGGUAUCUACAGUCCUGGCAGAACCUCCGACGAGGGCACCUCCUCCGUCUGCUGCUGCGGUUCACCUGCUUCACAGCGGCAACGGCAAUGGGGGUGGGCCGGCUCCGUCGUUGGUGCGGCACAUCGCCCAAGAGCUGGAGCGUCGAGCAUUCGAGGUGAGGACCGGUCCGCUCGACGCCGCACCCAGCUCCAUCACGCCGGGAUCUCGCGUGGUGGCUCUGUGCGACGACAAGCACCUCUUGGUCGACGCCAGCGAGCAGGACUUGCGCGUUUUCCAGCACCUUUCGCUGAACGCCUCGAGCAUGCUCGUCCUCACGAGCUGCGGCGCCGCCAGGGGCCGCAACGCCGACGGCGCCCUGCUCUCCGGCCUGCUGCGCGUCCUCCAGAACGAGAACCCUGCGAGCCGGUACUUGUCGGUCGACGUGGACGCGGACAACUUUGACAUGGAAGCAGCCGAAGCGGAAGAACUCGCCCGCCAGAUCGCCCAUCUCGAGGUCGGUCUCGACCACGAGCCCCCCACGGCGGGCGACGGAGAGACGGGCCCGGAUCGCGAGUUCACCUGGCAAGACGGCUGCUUGUGGGUGAGCCGCCACGUGCCCGACGGGGGAUUUCACUCGCGAUACGGCCUCGACGGCCGCAAGCUGAAGCCGGAGCUGCUCCCGCUCGCCACUUACGACGGAGGCGUCCGCAUCGCGUUCGAGACGCCCGGGGUGCCCAACUCGCUGUACUUCACGCCCUACAAGGAGCUCCGCCGGCCGCUCCCUCCGGGGUACAUUGACGUGGCCGUCGAGGCCGUCGGCGUGAACGGCCGGGACGUGGGCGUGUGGACGGGCCGCCUGGACGGAGACCACUUCUCUUCCGAGUACGCGGGCGUCGUCGCCUCUGUGGGCGCAGGAUCAUCGUCGCACGGUUUCCGGGUCGGCGACCGCGUCUACGGCCUCGGCAAGGGGCAGUUUGGCAACUACACGCGCGUCCCCGCCGCUUUCGCCUGCAAGCUCGCCCCAGGCGUCGACGCGACGGAGGCGGCUUCGAUGCCCCUGGCGUACGCGACGGCGGUGUACGCCCUGGACCACGUCGCCCAUCUGCGAAAGGGGCAAUCGGUGCUCGUCCAGGCGGGCGCCGGGGACGUGGCGACGGCGUCCAUCAUCCUGGCGAGGGCCAAGGGGGCCGACGUGUGCGUUACCGCCGAGACGCCCGAACAGGUCAGCCAUCUCGUCGACAACCUGGUCGUUCCGGCCUCGCACGUCAUCGAGGGGCACAGCUUCGACCGUCUCCGGAAGGCCGCGCAAAACACACGCAGAGGCGGGUUUGACGCCGUCAUCUGCGCUUCUGGCUCCGGCGGCGGCGGCGGCGGCGGCCUCCCGCCCGCACUGUUGGAGGUCCUGACGCCCCUUGGACGACUCAUAGACGUCGGAGGCCGGGGGGCCGACUCGCAGACAGGACCCCCGGUGAGUCUGGAGUUGCUUCCGCCCAUGGCAACCUACUCCUCGAUCGACGCGUUCGCCAUUCUCGACGCGGACCCGGCUCUCGGCGCAGAGCUCAUGGAGAGCGUGGGCGACUACCACCGCAAAGGACUCAUCAGGCCUCUCCCGGGGCUUACCACGGUCGACGUCGGUCGCUUGUCUUCGGCUCUGCGCGACGUGACCAGCAACAACAACAACACACCAGAAAAGCUCGUCGCCAGCUUCCAAAACCCCGAGAGCCUCGUCAGGAUGGUCACGCCGGCGCCGGCCGCCAGGUUCGACCCGGAGGCCUGCUACGUCGUCACCGGAGCCCUGGGCGGCGUGGGGCAGUCCUUGGUCCGGUGGAUGGCCGACCAGGGCGCGAGGUACCUGGCGCUCCUCUCUCGCCGCGCAGCCUCGGACGUCCCCGGAGCCAAGGAGCUCGUCUCGUCGCUCGCCGACCGCCACGUCCAAGUGGAGUGCUUUGCCUGCGACGUCAGCAGGAAGGAAGAGCUGGCCGACGCCAUGCAGCGCAUCUCGUCGCGCCGGCCCGUCAGGGGCGUCGUGCACGCCGCCGUCUCGUACCUGGAUCUCAGCUUCGACAAGAUCCAGGCCCCGAGGUGGAACGAAGGCCUGUCGGCCAAGGUCCAGGGCACCAAGAACCUUCACGAGGCCACGCUGUGCAUGCCCCUCGACUUCUUCGUCAUGACCACCUCGGCCCUCUCCCUCUACGCGUUCGCGACCCAGGGCGCGUACACGGCCGCCAACAGCUUCCAGGACGCCUUCGCGCGCUACCGUCGACGGCUGGGCCUCCCCGCGUCGACCGUGUCCUUCAGCCUCAUCAGAGAGGCCACGGCCGUGGGCACCGACACGGCGACGAUCGACCUGUUCGAGCGCAACAGGGCGACGACGCUGGGCGAGUCCCAGUUCCUGAAGCUCCUCGAGCCGGCGUUCCUGGACAACCGGACCUCGCACGACGCGGCGGACCCGACGCAGUGGCCCGGCCGGCAGCGAGACCCUCUCUCGAGCGCCAACCUGCACACUUACCUGAACCCCCGAGCCAUGGCCAAGAGGAGGCGCGAGGAGCCCUCGUCGACCGGCGCGGCCCCGCGCUGGUACAGCGACGCGCGCGCCUCGCUGAUGAUGCGCGCCUCGCGGGACGUCCAGCAGCUCUCCGGCCAUCUCGACGGCUCCCCCGGCGACGCGUCGCUCAGCACCACGGCGCUCCUGCGGGCCGAGUUCGCGGCGGCCGUCGCGGAGGGGGCGGCCGCGCGGUCCUCCGCCGUGGCUCUCGUGCAGGGCGCCAUCGUCAAGGCGGUCGCCGAGAUGCUGUUCGUCGACGUCGAGAGCAUCGACCCGGCCAAGUCGAUUGCGGACCUGGGCGUCGACAGUCUGAUCGCGGCCGAGCUGCGCAACUGGUUCCUGCAGGCGCUCGGGGCCAACAUCAGCAUGCUGGACCUGCUCGACCCGGCCGUGGGCAUCAGUAAGCGGGCUGCCGACAUUACCGAUGGCGCGUUAGCACAGUCUUCAAAGGCGUGAAGCGUAGUUUAGGGGUGUUUUUUUUGCAUUGGGGGGGGUUGUUCUGUUUGUCUCUAUUUGCACGGGAUCUUUGGGCACUUGAGAGAGUCCUGCUGGUCAUGUCGGUUUUCAACGUUUCAUUCCCAAGCAGUUGAAGUUGAGAAGUUUGAUUACACGCCAUUAGCGGUUUAUAGA